This is a messenger RNA of Eriocheir sinensis (Chinese mitten crab), 2102 nucleotides long. Its product is annotated as pancreatic triacylglycerol lipase-like. The record is from RefSeq and is a predicted model, not a curated record. Lineage: Eukaryota; Metazoa; Arthropoda; Malacostraca; Decapoda; Varunidae. Bases 1 to 1998 code for a protein of 665 amino acids. Gene Ontology annotation, biological process: lipid metabolic process. Gene Ontology annotation, molecular function: lipase activity. The transcript is spliced from 10 exons.
AUGUCUUCUACAGGAGCGAGGAUGGGUGGCAAGGGCGUGGCGGCGGUGGUGGUGGUGGUGACGGCGGUGCUGGGGGCGGCGGCACGCGGCAGCCCCCCGAGCCUGUUGUCCCACGUGGUGUCGGGGCUGAGCGAGCUGCCCCUCAUUGGGAACGUGAUGCGAGCCUCCUUCCACCCCCUCUACCGCCCCCUCGUCAGGCGCCUGCAGGAGGGAAUAACCAGCCGCGAGGGGGAGGAGGUCGGCGCCGAGCGGUGCUUCGGGGAGCUGGGCUGCCUGCCGCUGCCGGAGAGCUUCUUCCACCCCGUGCACCGGCCGCUCAACCUGCCGCCGUACAGCCGCGAGGAGGUGGGCGUCGUGUUCACGGUGCACUCCCGCGAGGACCCGGAGGGCGCGCCCGUGGCGGCGCUGAAUGUGGAGGCGGCGCUCAACACGUCCUUCACGCCGCGGCGGCCCACCAAGUUUAUCAUCCACGGCUUCCUCGACCACACGGGCGUCACCUGGAUGCUGGACAUGGUCCGCGCCCUCCUGGCCUGGCGGGACCUCAACGUGGUCACCGUGGACUGGUCGGGCGGCUCCCAGACGCUGUACUCGCAGGCCACCGCCAACACGCGCCUCGUCGGCCUCGAAGUCGCUCACUUCAUCAACUUCCUCAAGGACGAGGUCGACCUCGAGCCGCGAGACGUGCACAUCAUCGGCCACUCGCUGGGCUCCCACACGGCAGGGUACGCCGGGGAGCGCGUGCCUGGCCUGGGCAGGAUCACGGGACUGGACCCCGCCGAGCCGUUCUUCCAGUUCAUGUCGCCCAGCGUGCGCCUCGACCCCUCAGACGCCCUCCUCGUCGACGUCAUCCACACCGACGCAGACUCCAUCUUCAACCUGGGCGCGGGCUUCGGGCUGCGGCAGCCGGUGGGCCACAUCGACUUUUACCCCAACGACGGGCGGAGCCAGCCGGGCUGCGACUCCCUGGCGCGAGUGCCGCUCACGGCGCUCACGGACGGGGCGAGCCUCCUGGAGGGCCUGGACGCCGCCCAGAAGGAGUUCAUCGCCUGCCACCACAACCGAGCCGCCAAGCUCUUCACGGACUCCAUUCUUUCUCAGUGCCCCUACACGGCCUUCCGCUGUCCCUCCUACGCGCACUAUCUCAAGGGCAAGUGUGUUGGCUGCGGACCAGAAGGCAGCGGCUGUGCCAGGCUGGGGCUUCACGCCGACGCCUGGCGGAGUGACAGCUUGACGCGGGUCCCGCUCUACCUGUCCACGGGGACGGGGCCGAACUACUGCCUGUACCACUAUCUGCUGCGGCUGGAGGUGGCGGACCCUGGCGGCGGCGGCGGCAGCGUGCGGGGUCGGCUAACGGUGGCGCUGGUGGCGGAGGACGGCAGUAUAAAGGAGUUUGACUUGACCGAGGCCGACCCCGUCACCUUACGUCGCGGCUCCACCUACAUCCGCCUUCUGGAGCACCCGGAGGACCUGAGUUCGACCACGGAGGCGCUGGUUCAGUGGCGCUACGAGGCCGACAUCUUCAACCCCCUGAGCUACUGCGUCCUCUUCUGCGACACCAGCCUCCCCCUCACCCGCCUCACUCUCGCCAGCGUGGACACAGUGUGGGGCGAGGAAGAGGAAGAAGAGGAGAUGGAAGAAGAGACACCAGAAGAACCAGAGAGAGGUGAGAAGGAGAAAGAAGCUGAAGGACAAGAAGGAAAAGGAGGACGAGGAGGACAAGGAGGAGGAGAAAGAGGAGGAGGAGGAGCAAGGCGAGCCAAAAGGAAGGUAAUGUGUCACAAACAGGGUCUUGAGAUAGUGAGGGUGGCGAGUGAGGAGAUGAUCAAGCUGGUGGCGUCCCCUGCCUGCCUCACCUCCACUAACAAAACCACCACUACCAAAACCACCACCACCACCACGUCCUAUCACCACCACCUCCACAACCUCCUCCUCAAUAGAGAGAUGCUAAGGGCUGGGUUCACCUCAUUAACCUCACUCUUCAACCUCAACCUUAUUUAAUAUAGAAUCACUCAGCCACUGCCUCUGUGUGAGUGUCUGUGUGAGUGUGUGUGUGUGUGUGUUUGAACCCCAACCGCAUUUGAUACACACUCACUCACUCCCUC